Molecule: messenger RNA, 1518 nt
Organism: Schistocerca gregaria
Lineage: Eukaryota; Metazoa; Arthropoda; Insecta; Orthoptera; Acrididae
Gene: vir-1
Product: icarapin-like
Exons: 4
Coding region: 454-996 (180 amino acids)
Source: RefSeq, a predicted model, not a curated record
GUCGACCUACCUUAAAUAGACUAGUAAACGAACGCUUGAGACGCGCCAACUUCGUGGUCAUGAACGCGCGUUUAUGCGCUUUCUCAGUAGCGCAAGACAGAACAGAAGACCGUCACCAUCAAACUGAGGCUGUGGUUCUCAUAAUAAACUCAAAACAACAUAAUAUUCCCGGAAAAGCAGGCACAUACGAAGGCGACCUGCCUCCGUAUUGACGCCACUGUUUUGAGUCACAUGCGUAGGCACGGGUCUGGCGAUUGGCUACGGCUGCCGUGACGUACAGCCGCCGGCGCCUCCUAUUGGCUGUCGCCCCGCCACGCGCUUCCAAGCCUCAAGCUUUAUAUUCACCGCCUGAGGCGAAGGACGCGCCAGUACGAGAAAAAGCGCGACUGAGACUCAACAUAUAACGAUUUGCGACCUGUUUUCGCUGGAGUGUGCAUCGAGAGCGGACCGAAGAUGAAGGCAAUCGCACUUGCUCUAGUUUUCGUCUUUGCGGUGAUCGCCGCGACCAACGCCUUCCCGAGGACAUCUUCUGAUACAGAAUUGGUUUUUGUGCCUCUUGAAUCGAGGGCUGGUGUAACGGAGAGUGUGGAAGAUGUUGAUGACUCUAGUGAUGAUGAUGAUGAUUUCAUCUUCCCAUUUGGAGGCUUCUUUGGAUUCUCCAGCUUCAUGCAAGAUUUCAUGAGGAGAAUCACUGAUGUUCUGAAGGGCCUUCCAGACGGAGCAUUCAAUUUUGGCAAGGAGGGUAACACCACAUCAACCACUAAGGUUGUCGGAGGUCACGUCAUUACUGUCAACGAGACUGUUUACAAAAAUGAUGAUGACACAGGAGUCUACAAAAUUCAGGUGAUUGAAGUAAAGCCAACAGAAGGGGCUAUUGAUUCAGAGCAGAACCCAACUGAAACAUCUGAUUCUGCCUCACCUGAGCAAGUCAGUGAAAAUGACAAUGAAAUUCCUAAGGGAAAGGUGGGUUCUGAUGGUGAUGAACUUACAGCUUGAAGUUAAGCAGUUGCAAGUGUGCCUGCAUGAAAGACUGAUGAUACCUUGUGCGAUUUAAAAGCUGCUUGCAUAGAAUUUUCACAUCAAAACAUCUUCAGACCUGUCCUGUAUAAAAUAGCAGCUUAAUAACUUACACACACUACUCACAUUUUCACCUUUGAACAAAAAUGUUAUUGAAAGAAACCAAAUGAGCCUUGUAUACUGCAAAUUUUUAUUCCAUAAUUUUAAAAGCAGUCUCACGUACUGGUAUAUGUACAUAAUUUAUGUGUAGUAUUAUAUAAAAAGUGCAUUUUGCUGUAUAUAAAUUGCAACAGUAAAACUCUGCUGUACUUGACAAUAGUGAAUCUCCAUGAGGCAGUAUUAUAAAUUGGAAUUAGCUGAUUCAGUAUUGUAGGCUUGUGCAAAAAUCUGUAACCGUAGGUUGUUAUUUUUUCAAAGUGUAUUAAUUUUGUAACAGUAUGUAAUGUAUUACACAAUGCUUGUGCAUGUAAAACAAAUAUAAGCACAAUUACAUGACUGAAA